Messenger RNA from Musa acuminata subsp. malaccensis (wild Malaysian banana), 1329 nucleotides. RefSeq names its product transcription factor MYB44. The record is from RefSeq and is a predicted model, not a curated record. Lineage: Eukaryota; Viridiplantae; Streptophyta; Magnoliopsida; Zingiberales; Musaceae. Gene Ontology annotation, cellular component: nucleus. Gene Ontology annotation, biological process: regulation of DNA-templated transcription. Gene Ontology annotation, molecular function: RNA polymerase II cis-regulatory region sequence-specific DNA binding; DNA-binding transcription factor activity, RNA polymerase II-specific.
AGCAGCAGCAGCAAAGACGUCGAUAGGAUAAAGGGGCCGUGGAGUCCGGAUGAGGACGCGGCGCUGCAGCGGCUGGUGCAGCGGCAUGGGCCCCGGAAUUGGUCGCCUAUAAGCAAGUCCAUCCCGGGGCGGUCCGGCAAGUCGUGCCGGCUGCGGUGGUGCAAUCAGCUGUCCCCGCAAGUGGAGCACCGGCCUUUCACAGCGGAAGAGGACGAAAUCAUCAUCCGAGCCCACCGCCGCUUCGGCAACAAGUGGGCGACCAUCGCCCGCCUCCUCUCCGGCCGCACCGACAACGCCAUCAAGAACCACUGGAACUCCACCCUCAAGCGCAAGUGCACGCCGCUGUUCGGUGACGGCGGGUUCCAGCACUACUACAACACCAUCAUGGCGGUCAAGGCGGGGGCGGAGAUCGAUCAUGAGGAGGCGGCGAGGCCGCUCAAAAGGGCCAGCAGCGACGGGUCUGUGCUCUUGUCGGGCAGAACAGGGAUGUGCUUGAACCCUGGAAGCCCCUCGGGCUCUGAUCUCAGCGAUUCUGGCCAUCACAGCCACUCGGUUACUGUAACCGGCGCCGUCAUGCCUCCAUCCUCUUCCCCUCACCAAUCCCAUCAGAUGGAACAAAUCACGGCUGCUAUCACCGACACCACCACUCCCCUCAUCAUCUACGAGGAUCCAGUAACCUCCCUCACCCUCUCCCUCCCCCUCCCCCUCCCCGGAACAGCUCACAUGGACACCUCCUCCGAGCCACAUCACCAGAGAAGCACCGACAACAACAACCACCAGAACCCGCUCCAACUGCUGCCGAUCUCUGAUCACACCCCGUGGCCGAAGCCGCAGCGGUGCUCCACCACGGCCUCCGCAGCUUCCGCCGAGGAGGAGCGGCGGCCGGAGCCUUUCCCUUUAAGCGCGGAGGUCCUGGCGGUCAUGCAAGAGAUGAUCUGCAAGGAGGUGAAGUGCUACAUGGCGGGUCUGGAGCACCAUGAGGUGCGGCAUGCAGAGAGCGUCCGCGACACCGAUAUCAAUCGCAUCGGACUGACAAAGAUCGAAUAACGUAUCAUUUAUCCCAAGGAAUCAAUGGACGAAGGGAAGAACACUUGUCGAACAUAUCCAACAAAGAAAAAAGAAGGUCGACUUGUUGAUCUCGAGGUCUUCAUAAUAUAAUAAUAUCUUUUUCACUUUUCCUUUGUUAAGGAAAAACAAGAAAAAUAUGUACAGUGAAAGAAGCAGAUGGAGGAUGAGGUAGAGGAAAGAGUUUCGAUGUCUGUUAGAUGUAGACCUGCAAAAUUACAAGAAAAAAAGAAAAUGCAAAAAGGUUCACUCCUUGUUUCGUUC